Molecule: messenger RNA, 1530 nt
Organism: Asparagus officinalis (garden asparagus)
Lineage: Eukaryota; Viridiplantae; Streptophyta; Magnoliopsida; Asparagales; Asparagaceae
Product: probable terpene synthase 9
Exons: 8
Coding region: 1-1530 (509 amino acids)
Biological process (GO): diterpenoid biosynthetic process
Molecular function (GO): magnesium ion binding; terpene synthase activity
Source: RefSeq, a predicted model, not a curated record
AUGUCGAACGCAUGUCUGAAUGCAUUUGGUAGUUUGGUGUCGUACCGUAUUUCGUCACCAUCGCUUGGCGCUUAUAAGCGUCUGGAUUUAUGCGGCAACUCCUUUAACAAGAAGAAGCCUCUGAGGACCGUAUCCGUGCACAACACGAAUACUGAACCGUUGCAGGCGAUAGUUCUGAGCUAUCCAACAGAAACAUCAACACAGAAUGAACCACGACAGACCUUAGAAUAUCAUCCUACCAUUUGGGAUGAAAACCUCAUCGAAUCGAUUCACAGCCCUUAUGCAGAUGGUGCAUUCAACACAAGGAUUGAGGAGCUCAAGGUUGAGGUCAAGCACUUGUUUGGCGUUGCUUAUGAUACGGCGGAUGAGCUUGAACUCGUCGACAAGGUCCAACGGCUAGGCCUUGCCUAUCAAUUCAGUGAGGAGAUUGACAAUGUACUUGCAAGAGUAUACAGGGAAGGACUAGAGUCUCUUCAUGGUUUGAAUGACACUGCACUUUGCUUCAGACUCCUUCGACAAAAUGGUUACAAUGUGUCAUCUGACGUGUUCAAUAAAUUCAGAGAUGAGGAAGGAUUUAUGAAGUGCUUGGCUGAUGAUGCAAAGGGUUUAUUGAGUUUAUAUGAAGCCGCCCAUCUUGCAAUUCCUGAUGAGAAUAUACUAGACGAAGCUAAAGAAUUUAGCACCGAGCACUUAAGAAAAUUGUUGAUAAAAGAAGACAAGAACUCAAGUAUAGUUGAACUUAUAAAGCAAUCCCUUGAGGCUCCUCUACAUUGUCUGAUGCCAAGGAUUGCAGCAAGGAAUUAUAUUGAUUUUUAUGAGGAGGAGGAGAGAAAGAGCUCUUGUUUGCUUGAGUUAGCCAAGUUAGAUUUCAAUGUUGUUCAAGCCUUGCAUCAAAAGGAGGUGAAAGAGUUAUCAAGAUGGUGGGAAGAUCUUGGUUUGGCAAAGAAGACUACAUUUUUUAGAGAUCGCUUAUUUGAGAGCUACUUUUGGGCAAGUCAAAUUGCACCCGAACCAAAGUUUUCAAAGUUUAGGAUCAUUAAUACAAAGUUUGCCCUCAUUGCAACUGUCGUGGAUGAUUUUUAUGAUCUUUAUGGUUCUAUAGAAGAAGCUAGAAUCUUCACAUCAGCAAUUAGAAGCUGGGAUGUUAAGGCAAUGGAAACACUUCCAGAUGACUUGAAGAUGUGCUAUUUGUCAUGGCUCAACUUUGCAAACGAGACGAUGUAUGAUAUCCUUAAGACUUAUGGAUGGGAGGCUGCACAAAUCUUUAAACCAGAGUGGGUAUGUCUCUGUGAAAGUCACUUGAAACAAGCAGAAUGGCUACAUGAAGGAUAUACCCCUUCCCUUGAGGAGUACUUGCACAACGACCUGGUCUUUGGGGGCUUAACUAUUCCAGUUCACGCCUACUACUUUGUCGAGGAGAACCUAACAGAAGAAACACUUGAUUGGCGUAAGAAAGCAUAUCAAAUUUCAUAUUUGUCUGCAUUGAUAGUUCGACUGACAGAUGACUUAGCACCUUCUGAGUUUGUGUAA